UAGACCUCAUCGUGGCAUGGGUUGAUUCAUUGACCUCUAUACUUUCCUUUUUCGGCUAUUACACUCUCUCUCCAUACUUCCACAAAUAGAAAGGUUUUUCUUUUCUUGAAUGUUGUCGUUUGGAUCGUUCUCAGAGAAAUGCGACGGCGGAGGAAGACGGUUGUGGUGGCGGUUGUGAUACGGAGGGUGCUAAUAUGCGCCAUAUGUGCAAUGACAUUACUUGGCUUUCUCAUCGUACAUUUUUACGUUGCUCCUCUCAAUAGACUCCCUAGGCUUCAUCUUAAUUAUCAGCGCAACACUCGCCGAGGAGAUGACAUCGAUUACAACAAAUCUAUCACAGAACAGAGCUUGAAGAGGAACUUGUCUCGUGUGAAAUCCACUGAAGCUCCUCUUAUCACCAAACCAAAGAACAGUGAGGUUCAGUAUCAGAGUUUAACAUCGGAAUACAACACCGAGCUAGUUCCUCCUUCUUCUAAUUCCAAGUUGAACAUUACAAGCGGGAUCCCGGAUUUCGAAAAGCUUUGGAAACCUCCACACAACCGCAAUUUCGUCCCUUGUGUCAACCCCACUCCUAGUUACACAUCUCCAUUGGAAACUAGAGGCUAUCUUCUUGUUCACACGAAUGGCGGGCUUAACCAAAUGCGCGCUGGGAUAUGUGAUAUGGUAGCUAUUGCUCGUAUUAUAAAUGCAACACUUGUAGUCCCAGAGCUCGAUAAACGAUCUUUCUGGCAGGAUACUAGCAAAUUCUCGGAUGUGUUUGAUGAAGAUCACUUCAUCAAUGCGUUGUCUAAAGAUGUAAAAGUCAUCAAGAAGCUUCCAAAAGGUAUUGAUGGACUCACAAAGGUGGUUAAGCAUUUCAAAAGCUAUUCAGGAUUGAGUUACUACCAGAAAGAGAUAGCUAGUAUGUGGGAUGAAUACAAGGUGAUUCGAGCCGCUAAAUCCGAUUCACGUCUAGCAAACAACAAUCUACCUCCGGAUAUCCAGAAGCUGCGUUGCCGUGCUUGCUACGAGGCUCUACGCUUCUCUCCUAAAAUCAAAUCAAUGGGACAACUUUUGGUUGAUAGGAUGAGGUCUUAUGGUCUAUACAUCGCGUUGCAUUUGAGAUUCGAGAAAGAUAUGCUAGCUUUCAGCGGCUGCAACCACGGUUUAUCCGCUCCUGAAGCUGCUGAGCUUAGGAAGAUAAGGAAGAAUACAGCGUAUUGGAAAGUGAAAGACAUUGAUGGAAGAGUACAAAGGCUCAAAGGGUAUUGCCCAUUGACUCCAAAAGAAGUUAGAAUUUUUCUAACAGCUCUUGGAUAUUCAUCAAACACACCAAUAUAUAUAGCUGCUGGUGAGAUAUAUGGUGGUGAGUCUCGGUUAGCCGAUCUACGAUCUCGUUUCUCAAUGUUAAUGAGUAAGGAAAAAUUGGCAACAAGAGAAGAGCUUAAGCCUUUUAUGAACCACUCAACUCAAAUGGCUGCACUUGACUACAUUGUUUCCGUCGAAAGCGAUGUUUUUAUUCCGUCAUAUAGUGGAAACAUGGCGAGAGCUGUUGAAGGGCAUCGCCGGUAUCUUGGACACCGGAAAACUAUCUCUCCGGACAGGAAAGCCAUUGUGAGGUUGAUAGACAGGAUUGGAAAGGGAGCUGAAAAAGAUAACCAGAAAGUGUAUGAAAGAAUUGUAGAUAUUCACAAAACCAAACAAGGGUCACCGAGGAGGAGAAAAGGGCCAGCUUCGGGAACAAAGGGUUUGGAGAGACAUCGUUCUGAGGAAUCCUUCUAUGAAAACCCAUUACCGGACUGUAUCUGCCAGAAAGACCGCAGUUGAAUGAGAUAAUGGACAUGACGCUAGUAUUUUUCAUGCUCUUUAGCAUUGAAGAUGGAGUUUCAUUGAUACUCAUAGGCGUAUUAUAGGUAAUACCGUUAUAGCAUUAUAGGGAAAGCUACGUCUGGCUGAUGAACUAUAUCAUGUUAUCAAACAGUUUGGUGAUUAGUGAACAAUCAAUAUGUCUUCCAAAGUUUUA
Molecule: messenger RNA, 2002 nt
Organism: Capsella rubella
Lineage: Eukaryota; Viridiplantae; Streptophyta; Magnoliopsida; Brassicales; Brassicaceae
Product: O-fucosyltransferase 7
Exons: 13
Coding region: 139-1806 (555 amino acids)
Cellular component (GO): cytoplasm
Source: RefSeq, a predicted model, not a curated record